AUGGGCCUCGAGGUCCACUUCUCGCAGGAUAUGGAUAGUGAUCCAGAUCCAGCAAUGCCAUCGUCUGGGACGCCUACGCAUCCCAUAAGUAUUUCGAGCGGUUCGUCUUUUGCGGGAUCUCCCUAUCGAGGUCCCGACACUUUUAAAGAAUGGUUUGGGCAAUGGGAUUUUGUUAACACCCCUUCUUUUCACAACACUCCACCACAACCUCCAUUGGAGGAACCGCACUUCGAGGCGGUAACUCCACCGCCAUUGCCAAUUGAGGAACCACCUCAAUCACCUCCUGAGCCACCAAGACGGAGGAGGAACGUACGAAUGUCCGUGCGGGGGCGGGGGGGGGGGGGGGGACCGAGAUUCAGUUCCCCACAAGCUUCAAGCAGUUACCCUCCGAUCCCCGAAUAUCCACAAAUGGGUGGAUCUUCUCACGCGAUGCCGGAAAUUGAUACCACGUCGGUCACCUUUGCACCACCGCUACCGCCGACGGGCUAUGAAAACCCAAUACCUACUUACCCAGGUUCGAUUGGGUAUAACCCGUUUGAGUAUCAAGCUCCUACUGGUUAUGAAUAUCAAGCUCCUGCUCACGACCCGUAUGUCGAGGCAGCUAAAUUUAACGCUCUUUAUCCCUCACAGUUUCCACCAGCAUACUCAACUAGGUAUCCCGUACAAGGGUAUCAAUACCCUUCUUAUCAUUAG
Molecule: messenger RNA, 693 nt
Organism: Helianthus annuus (common sunflower)
Lineage: Eukaryota; Viridiplantae; Streptophyta; Magnoliopsida; Asterales; Asteraceae
Product: leucine-rich repeat extensin-like protein 5
Exons: 1
Coding region: 1-693 (230 amino acids)
Source: RefSeq, a predicted model, not a curated record